Polypterus senegalus (gray bichir) is the source of this 4995-nucleotide messenger RNA. RefSeq names its product kinase insert domain receptor like (gene kdrl). Gene Ontology annotation, biological process: protein phosphorylation; vascular endothelial growth factor receptor signaling pathway; multicellular organism development. The record is from RefSeq and is a predicted model, not a curated record. Gene Ontology annotation, molecular function: vascular endothelial growth factor receptor activity; ATP binding. The coding region runs from base 778 to 4674 and encodes 1298 amino acids. The transcript is spliced from 30 exons. Gene Ontology annotation, cellular component: plasma membrane; signaling receptor complex. NCBI's taxonomy places the organism in Eukaryota, Metazoa, Chordata, Cladistia, Polypteriformes, Polypteridae.
UCUCUUUCUUUUUUCUCCGUUGAUUGUCUGAAGGAAUUUUGACAUUCCAGAGCGCGGCACAGACACAUAAGGAAGAGAUUUUUUUUUUAAGAAGAGGAAAACAUUUCAAGCUUCUGAGAGGCACAGUCAGAGUCUGUGACACACUUAGCGCGAUUUACCCCUUCGCACUUAUGACGUUACCUCCUUCCUCAGUUUAAGGACUAUAAAGAUUUUGCUGCUAGUGACGAGCAGUUCAGAGCUCACUCCAAGUAAACACUUGCUAAAGAAGAUGCGCAGCCUUAUCUUUUCUCACGUUUUUUUGACUCUUUUACUUCAUUGAUUUUACGCAAUUUAAAGGAGGAUUUUUCUCUUGUUUAGUCCAAUGGUUUAUUAGCUGUCGCCAAAAAAGGAAUCACAACGUUUUCACAUCCUAUCAUAAGAAGAUUUUUCUACCCACCUGUUCAUCUGGAGGCUCCAAUAUUGUACUUUUCAUUUAUCAGAUGGCACUACAAUGUCUUAAACAGGACUGAUAUUGGGACAUAGUUGAUUUUUCAAGCUAUAUCAUAAGGUAUACUUAACCUUUUAAAACCUCCCUUUGAAAAAUGGAAAACCGGAUUAUAUAAUUUCCCUGGAUAUGUUUAUUGUUCAUUCAAUAGAAGAAUUAUUGUCAUUUAACAACGAACAGCUCUUUUGGAACGUCUUCGCGUCUGCAGAUUGAAGCUUUAUUAUUAACGGGAAAAUUUAUAUAAAUAAAGCCUUGGAAGACUGGCAAUUUGAAUUUGGACUAAAGUUCCAAUCAUGCAAAGAUUGUUCAGCAUCAUGCGCUUUAUGGCAGUGAUGUUAACUAUUACCUGUAUAAUUGGAUUGGUUAAUUGUGGGCAUCCAAUUCUAAAUCUGAGCCCUGAAAAAGAAGAGCUUGUUGUUGAGAAAGGGGAGAAUGUAACCCUGAUCUGCAGUGGUUCUUCUGAAGUAAAGUUUUCAUGGCCCUUGAUUCAAGAUGAUCAGGAGAAAAGAAAACCAAGAAUCAGCAAAUGUGAUAAAGUGGAGCACUGCAUCAAGCUGGUGAUUAGGAAAGCUCAUUACAGAGACACAGGAUAUUAUUCAUGUGGUUUUAAAGGUGACAUAAACCAUCCAGUCAAAAAACUGUAUCUGUAUGUGAAAGAUGAUCAUAAUCCUUUUGUGGAUCCUCCUAGAGAUAUACCUAGAAUAGUGGAAACAUAUUCACCUGAAGAAAACAUAGUCAUUCCAUGCCGAGUCACUUCACCAGAUUUCAUUGUCAAUUUAGAAGUAUUUCCAUUGGGCUAUACGAAAAGCCUAAACAGUACAUGGGACCCUAAAGUUGGAUUUACUAUCAAAAGACUUCAAGUGGCAUAUUACACAUGUAAAGUCAAUAUAAAUGGGAAGAAAACAUCUGUAAAUUACAUAGAGCAAAGAUUGGAAAUUCUCCUGAAAAAUGUCCAUAUAAAAGGUGAUGAUCGUGUGAAACUGAUUGCAGGAGACAAAUUGUCUCUUAAUUGUUCAGCGCAAACAUCAUACAAUGGGAGAAUAUCAUUUGAAUGGGACUACCCAGGAAAAUAUGUAACUCAGUCUCAUAAAAGUGACGGAAAACCUGAAAACCACGUUUUUUCCAGCACACUUACUUUGUUUAAUGUGACUAAAGCAAACAAAGGAAACUACAAAUGCACGGCGAUGACCAAUCACAACGCAACUGCCAGUGUGAAAGUCAUUGUUUUUGAUCAUGCCUAUUUGAAUAUCACGCAUAAAAAUGCUUGGGUUGUUUAUGCAAAGGAAGACCAGAAGAAUGUACGUCUUUCUGUGAAAUUUACUGCUUUCCCAGAGCCGGAUGUUGCCUGGUUUAGAAAUGGUAAACAAAUAACAAAAAAUGACAGCUGCUACACUUCAGACAAACAUGCCCUGGUUAUUAAUCAUGUUCAGGAAAAGGAUGCUGGUGACUAUACCGUAUUGUUGAGUACUGCCAAUCAUGGAUUAUUUCAGAAUGUCACCUUGAAGUUAGUUGUCAAAGUGAAACCUCGCAUGCAUACAAAUGAGUUGGGCUUUAAAAAUUGCCAUACACAUCAGUUAAAUAGCGAGCAGAGCAUCACCUGCAUUGCAUCUGGCAUCCCAACUCCAAAAAUUAAAUGGAGUUUUUAUGCUUGCCGUAAUGAAUGCUUUAAUACCAGGUGCAAGGAAUCAGAAGCUAAUAUGAGUUUUGCAUCAGUGAUUCAAAGUACAGAAUUUGAUCCAGAAAUCAAUAGAAAUAAGACAAUUAGCACCCUGACAAUUACUAAGGCGAAUGUGUCCGGAAUUUACAAGUGUUUGGCAUAUAAUGAGAUCGGCGAAACCAUACAAAAGAUUCCAGUGUAUGUCACAGAGAUAAAGAAACAUUUUGAAGUCGAAUCUCCAGAAGCAGUAGAAGGAGACAACCUCCUACUUACCUGCAAAGCCACAAGGUACAUGUUUGCUAAUGUGACAUGGAACUAUCUCGGAAGCGACAUGGCACAUGUAGCUGCUGUUACUGAAGAGUGUAGUAACUACACCAUCAGCACUUCUCUACUGCUCAAGAACAUAUCGAUGAAGGAAAAGGACAACUAUCAGUGCUUGGCUUACAACCUGCACACUGACGCUCUGGUCUACAAGAAUGUCACACUAAGUGUCAAAAUUAGACAACGCCCCCACUUACAACAGAAUCUCACCAAUCAGGAUGUGAACAGCAGCACCACCCUUACGCUGGGAUGUCAUGCCGAGGGUGUGCCCACUCCCGAAAUUACCUGGUACAAAAAUGGCCAGCAAGUUUUUCCUGCUCCCGGAGUUACCUUUGGUCCUAACGGUUCGUUAAUCAUUGAGCGAGUCAAAAAGGACGAUGAAGGCCUGUAUGAAUGCAUGGCAAGCAACAAUGAAGGAAAAGUGAAAACAUCUGCUGUCAUCACUGUGCUGGACUCAGAAGAAAAGUCCAACUGGGAAGUAAUCAUACUGGUCUGUACUGGAGUGGCAGCAACACUUUUCUGGCUAUUACUCACUCUGUUUAUUCGAAAAAUGAAAAAGCCCAGCUCUGCAGAUAUAAAAACUGGCUACCUGUCAAUAAUCAUGGACCCAGAUGAAGUUCCAAUUGAUGAGCAGUGUGACCGUUUACCAUAUGACAGCAGCAAAUGGGAAUUUCCAAGGGACAGGCUGAGGCUGGGCAAGACUCUGGGCCACGGAGCCUUUGGGAAAGUGGUGGAGGCCUCGGCGUUUGGAAUCGAUAAACUGUCGACCUGCAAGACAGUGGCUGUAAAAAUGUUGAAAGAGGGAGCCACUGCCAAUGAGUGCAAAGCUCUGAUGUCAGAACUGAAAAUCCUGAUCCAUAUUGGGCACCAUCUAAAUGUUGUCAACCUUUUGGGAGCAUGUACCAAACCUGGAGGGCCUUUGAUGAUGAUAGUUGAAUUCUGCAAGUACGGGAACUUGUCAAAUUACCUGCGUGGCAAAAGAAGUGAUUUUAUUACAUUUAAGAGCCAAGAGAAUUCUGUACAAGCUGGAAGCGGCCAUUCCAUUUCUGAUCUGUCAGAUCUGAUGAAGAGGAGGCUGGAAAGCGUGGCGAGCACAGGAAGCUCUGCUAGCUCAGGAUUUGUAGAAGAUAAGAGCUACUGUGAUUCAGAGGAAGAAGAGGAAGAUCCUGAAGACUUGUAUAAGCGGAUUCUGACAAUGGAAGACCUGAUCUGUUACAGUUUUCAGGUGGCAAAGGGUAUGGAAUUCCUGGCUUCCCGCAGAUGUAUCCACCGAGAUUUGGCAGCAAGAAAUAUCCUUUUGUCUGAAAACAAUGUUGUAAAGAUAUGUGACUUUGGACUUGCCAGAGAUAUUUACAAAGAUCCAGAUUAUGUUCGCAAAGGAGAUGCCAGACUUCCCCUCAAGUGGAUGUCCCCUGAAGCUAUUUUUGAUAAGAUAUACACAACGCAGAGUGAUGUCUGGUCUUUUGGAGUGCUGAUGUGGGAAAUAUUUUCUUUAGGUGCCUCUCCUUAUCCAGGACUCCAAAUUGAUGAAGAAUUCUGUUGCAAGUUAAAGGAAGGAACGCGAAUGAGACCUCCAGAAUACGCCUCUGCAGAAAUAUAUCAGACAAUGUUAGACUGCUGGGAAGGAGACCCUGUGAAACGACCAAAUUUCACAGAACUGGUAGAAAGGCUGGGAGACCUCCUACAGGCGAAUGUUCAGCAGGAUGGCAAACAUUACAUUCCCAUAAAUACUGUACUGCUGUCCAAAGAAGAUGAAACAUCAAGCACCUCCACAGUGGAGGAGACCUCAGGCACAUCUGCAAGUCAUAGACUCUCAGGAGGAACCUGGAAUGCAAAGAACCGGCCUGUCAGCGUGAAAACAUUUGAUGAAGUUCCUGUAAAUAAUGAAAUGAGUGAAAUCCAGGAGGAGAAUGAAUCAGACAGCGGGAUGGUACUCAUCUCCAGCAAGAGGAGAAGCCUAAAGCACUUGGAAAGGCCCUUAAGCAUAAUGGCUUUAGCAAUGAAAGCUGUGAACAAGGGUAAGGAGUCGAUGUUAACAGACCUUGAGAAAGAGACGAUCAAAUACCAGCAAGCUAUUGCAUGCCUGGAGGCAACUCUGGAUUUCAGCCUUGACGAGGAUUCAAUUCUUCUCCCAUUGGACUCCAGUCUUGAGUGUCAUAGUCCUCCACCUGACUACAACUAUGUGGUGCGCUACUCAACACCUCCAGUAUAAUGUCUAUCUGCUGCACUGAAGUUGAUAAAUAUUUUUUAAGCUCAUGUAUGCAAAAGCAAUCAUUUGUUUUGGGACUUUAAAUGACAAUUUGGUUUAGUGUCCUUUAGUAUUUAAAGAUUAGAUUUUAAUUCAAAUAUAAAAUACUGUAUAUUCUUACUCCCAGAAAAGUAAUGUCAAAACAUAUGUAGUGUUAUACAACAGUCAUUGAAAUCCAGUCCUUAUUCAGUUUAGGAAUCACUAAGACCCUCCUAUCCAACAAUUAACAAAAUGGGCAAACUGUUAUCCUAAAGCAAAAUGUUACAAUAAAUUCACUGUAAACUG